CAAAUGUUUCAUUCAUCACAGGGACCAUAUCCGCAGCAGCGAGUGUGGUGGUAGUGAGUGACACACCGUAGUCAAGACAAGCAGAGUGCAAGACCCAACACAACAAUGGUGAACUCUAUCUCCACCACCACCCCUUCAAACCUCUCUAUUAUGCUUCCACAUCUCAAUCCCCAAUUCAGACCAUCUUCUUUCUCUUCUUCUUCUUCUUCUUCUUCUUCUUCUUCGCUCUCAAUUUCAAUCUCUAUCUCUAAACCCCUUCGACUCGCUCUCUGCCGCGCCGCCAAGCAGCAGAGCGGCCCUGUUAAAAAACCCAAGAAGAAAAAGAAGGUCGGCGGCGGUGGUGGAAGUGAUGGUUCGAGCGUUUUGAGGUUGGAGGAUGUUGAAAUUGAGGACGAUGGAGAUGGGUUUGGUCCCGAUUCGAGAACGGAAGAGAUUGAGGGGUCUUCGCAACGCUACCAACCUCUUCCCCUUCCCAAUCCCCCUGCUGGCUUCAUCGUUGAUGACCAAGGAAAAGUUCUCAUGGUUUCCAACAAACGAAUUGCCAUCAUUGUUGAUCCUAUCAGUAAUUUCCCAUUAGAGUGCAUCAUUAGGAGAGUAUUUAGAAGUUCACGAGGGGAUGAGUGCAUGCUGCUCUGCCCUGUUGAUACGCCUGUUCAGAUUUUGAAGAGCACAAAUGUUGAGGGAUGGUCAGCUGUUAGUGAUGAAGAAGUUGAAGCUAUACUUCCUACUGCAGCGUAUGCACUUGCCAAGAUUCACAUGCAUCUGGUACAUAGCGGAUUUUGUUAUACAGCUCGGGGAGGAUUUUGCUACACAGAGGAUGACCUAUUUGAAUUUCGUACAGAUGAUGGUGAAGAUGUUGAUGGCUUGCCAACUGAAGGCAUAGAAAUUACAUGCUUCCAUUUGGAUGGAGGCCAUUACAUGAUUUACACACCAUCUGACCCACUUCUUUUUGUUGCUGUGAAGGAUCAGAAUGGUCAGUUGCAAAUUGUGGAUGAUGAUCUCUUGGAGGACCCUGCUGUAAUAAGCGCCAUAGACGAGGAGACGGAAUUUAAUGCCUUGGUGGAAGAAGAGGCUGCUCUUCUUGAAUCAUUAUUAGGGAAAAGAUAAUCAGGUUGCUGGUUGGAUCUGCCAAUUCAUCCCCCUCAUUUUUGUGCUAAUAUUUGUUCUGUUAAGGAAUGAAGCAGUGCAGAUUCAUGUUUUGCAUGAAUCUUUCCAUCUUGCAUGCUAUUGCUGGCUGUGUGCGUGUGCGAGAGAGAGAGAGAGAGAGAGAUGCUACUGAUUGAUGCAUGAUGAAGAUGCAAGACUACUGGCCUAUUUGGUGCAACUUAGAGCAUCUCUAACGCUUAUGCAAAUUAUUAUUAUUUUUUUAUAUCAAAUUUGAGUAAAAGUUUGAUUUGAAA
Messenger RNA from Camellia sinensis, 1400 nucleotides. The record is from RefSeq and is a predicted model, not a curated record. NCBI's taxonomy places the organism in Eukaryota, Viridiplantae, Streptophyta, Magnoliopsida, Ericales, Theaceae.